Dentiscutata heterogama is the source of this 681-nucleotide messenger RNA. NCBI's taxonomy places the organism in Eukaryota, Fungi, Glomeromycota, Glomeromycetes, Diversisporales, Gigasporaceae. The record is from the annotation of a GenBank genome assembly.
AUGUCUACAGCUGUUCUCAAACCUUCAAAUAUCUUUUCAGCUGAACAUCACGUCGCGAGUUUAAAUUACCCUCUCAAUAAUAAAAUGCAACAAUUAAAUAUGGCACCUGUUAUUCAACCUUCUUCAAUACCCACUGUUCGUCAAUCUACAAUCAAUAAUUGUAUUGAACCUGAAGUCGAUUGUACUGACGAUUCUUUACAUGAGGAUGAAUCUCAAUUGACUCCGGAUUCUCCAAAGAGCGGCAUAUUGCCUCAUUUCGAAUACGUAUCUUACGAUAGAGUUCAAGAUCUUUAUGAACAACGAAAGGGUCAUUUCUACUUCAUUCCUGAUGGAUUUGAACCUGUUCUUGUUCCAAAUGACUCCAAAGCUUCCGCUGUAACCAAUUUAUUGGAAAAUUCCAAACCCGUCUCCUCUGCGCCUAACGUUUCAAGAAUGCUCCCUGAUUCUGAUGUACGUCUCCCUUCAUUUGCACUCCCCUGUGGGGUAGCUGGCUCAAAGACAGAAAGAUCUGCAAAUGGCAAAAAUAGUAAAAUCAAAAAACCUCCAAGACCACCAAACGCCUUUAUUCUUUAUCGUCGAGCAAAACAACCUCAGAUUGUUGCUCAACAUCAAGGCAUCUCAAACAAUGAUGUAUCUAAAGAAAUUGGUAGAAUGUGGCAUGAAGAACCUUUAGAAAUAUAG